CGCAUAUAAAUUUAUGCGUAUUUGGCUAGUGACAGCCAAACUAUACAUUCUGGGGUCCUCUAGGUACCUAUGCAUUAGGGCAUUACCUAGACCCCGAAGACCUCUAGUGCCUCCCUUGACGAUCGCCAUGUCCUUGUGGAUCAAACUGACUGUGCAGCACCUGCGCCGUACCUGAGAACCGCCGCAGUCCAUUCAUCACAAUAAUAAUAAUAAUCCACUGUAUAAUCCAAGCUUCACAUACACGUCUCCAUGUCGCCAACAACGACGAUCUGCAGUACCGCAGUUGACGAUAAUUGUCCAUAGGAAUUCUGAUCCCACCGCCUCACUAGAUAUCUUCACAUCAACAUGAUCGUUAUCUAGUCAUCAUCUCCUCCCCUCAUCACCUCGCAUCGAUUUGAGCAAAAAGACGCCGCCCUUUUUCCUACGUGUGGUCCUUUACAUCCCUCAGACACCCAUUUACACCAUGGUCGGCAAGAAGAGUGGAAAGGCUCUCCUUCGAGAGGAGGGCCUCGAAAGGACCGACAACAACAUGGAGCUCACCUCGUGGCCACAGAUCAUUCCUAUUAACCAGAAAAACUACUACACGGAAUAUCUCAAACGCGACGAACAGAUUCUUGCAGUCAGGUCGCAGCAGGAAGAAGCUCGCAACAAAAUGAUCAAGCAAGCAAAAGACCGAGAUCGAGCGUUAGCCCAAGGAAGAAAUGUUGGACCGGAUGGGGACAUUGAGAUGGAAGACGGUGAGGAAGACAACGAGGACGAAGCCUCAAGUGGCGCCAAAACUAUUGUGAUCCAUCUCGGCUCCCAGAACAUGAGAGUCGGUCUGGCCAACGACGCCCUCCCAAAGACUGUACCUAUGGUCAUCGCCCGCCUCGCACCCCAGUCCGAAAGCGAAUUGAACGAUGGAGAGCCGGCGCCUAAAAGAGCAAGAUUGAGUAACGGUCAAACGCCCCAUGAACCUGAAAAGCGAUUCGGAGAAGAAUUCGCAAAGACGUUUUCGGAAAUGUCUAAUGGGUUGAAGACGCGAAUGAGAAUGAACAAGAGAAAGGUUUUGCCCCAAUCACGAGAAAUGGUCACGAGCUAUAACAGGAGAAAUACCUACGAGACCAUCACCGACUUCAACGACACCAUGCGAAUCGACUGGACCGAUGUUUCUCAGAAGCCCAAGUAUGUCACGGGCAAGGCGGCUUUACGAAUUCCCGAUCUCUCCGAGCCAAGGUACAGGCUCCACUGGCCAAUUCAGAAUGGCUGGAUCAACGAACGAGACUACAACUCGAAGCGAUUCCUGUACGACGACCUGCAGCUCAUAAUUGAGGACGCGAUCAAAGACCAGCUCGAACUCAAGCUCCGGACACGCGAAGACUGGGCGCAGUAUAGCUGCGUGCUGGUCAUUCCCGACUACUAUGAGAGGACUUAUGUGACAGGCCUGCUUGACAUGGCCAUCACCGAGUUUGGGUUCGGCCGCGUUUGCUUCAUCCAGGAAAGCCUGGCUGCCUCAUUCGGCGCGGGGUUCACAACUUGUUGUAUCGUCGACAUUGGUGCGCAGAAGACGUCCAUCUCAUGUGUGGAAGACGGCAUGAUCAUCGACAAUUCGCGAGUCAAUCUCAAGUACGGAGGCAGAGACAUCACCGAAGCAUUCGUCAAGAUGAUCAUCCACAACCACUUCCCCUACUCAGAGCUCAACCUGAAUCGUAGAUACGACUUCCAACUCGCCGAAGAAUUGAAACAGAAAUUCCUGACCAUGACUGAGGCCGACGUGUCGGUCCAGCUGUACGACUUCCAUCUGCGAGCACCGGAUCAAGAAACUCGAAAGUACACGUUCAAAAUCUACGACGAAGUGUUCCUGGCGCCCAUGGGACUCUUCAGGCCGAACAUCUUCGACAAUAGCGGCAAAUUGGCCGGUCGACGAAAGUUGGUGGACAAGUCGUACGACAUCUACGAUGGCAGGCCUAACGAUCCCAGCUCGACAGCACAAGCUGAAAUUCUGUCAGCCAUUGCACCGGAAGAGGUGUUGACGUCGACUUUGAAGCCCAAUGGCAAGGCGAACGGGGUCGUCAAUGGUCUCAAAGAAGACUCGACGGUGGAGUCUCGCCGGCCCUCGUUUAGCAACAUCAAGGAGAUGGACGCCACUCCUCAGCCAUCGACAGCGAGUUCUCCAGCCCGCGUUGUCGACGGUACUCCGCAACCUGAUGAGGCGGAAGGAGGGGUCGCUCGAGACGAGAAGCCUAAAGUGGAAGAAGUGGUUGAAGAAGAGCCCUUGUCGAUUGAACGACGUGAUGACGUGCUGCCCAUCUAUCCACUUCCUCAGGCGAUUGUGACAUCCAUCACACACGCUGCGCGUGGCUCACCUCAGAAGACCAGCGAUCUCCUUUCGGGCAUCAUGCUGACAGGAGGCACCAGCAUCAUUUCGGGUCUAAAUCAACAUCUGGAGGAUACACUGCGAGGGAUACUGCCAGGAUACAGCAAGGACAUCAUGAUCGGACGGCCACCGAGAGAGCUGGAUCCUCAGGUGGUUGCAUGGAAGGGGGGAGCCGUGUUUGGAAGGAUGAGCCGGACCAACGAUUGUUGGAUCAACGGCUUUCUGUACGAAAGACUGGGAGAGAGGAUCUUGGCCCAUAAACUGUUAUGGGCAUGGUAAAUUGAGAAAAAGAAUGAGAGAUGAUAUGAUUAGAGGAGAUACAAAUUACAGCUAUCUGCUGGAAAACUCAUUUGCCUCGUUAAAGUCCUUGUUGUACAGUCUGAACCUAGAAUGUCGCAAAGCAAAACAGACUCAAAAUUAAGCGC
Messenger RNA from Exophiala mesophila, 2781 nucleotides. RefSeq lists its product as uncharacterized. NCBI's taxonomy places the organism in Eukaryota, Fungi, Ascomycota, Eurotiomycetes, Chaetothyriales, Herpotrichiellaceae. Gene Ontology annotation, biological process: regulation of DNA-templated transcription; double-strand break repair. The transcript has 2 exons. Gene Ontology annotation, cellular component: Ino80 complex. The record is from RefSeq and is a predicted model, not a curated record. Bases 464 to 2635 code for a protein of 723 amino acids.